AUGAUUUUUUCGCCAAAAACCUUCAUUCCCAUUUCACCCUUCUGGUGUGUUUACGUUUUGCGACGAAACGACAAAGGCCCAGGAGCAACUCCGCCGCACAAAAGCAGGAAGCAGCGCAACAACGUUGUCGUGGCUUUUUUUUUUUUUAAUCUGACGAUGAUGGGUCUGAGCAAGCUCGGAACAGCGAUAACGGCGGUAACGGCCGUUACACUGGUGGCCCUGGCCGCGGAGAUCGUGUACGUCUUGUGGCAACGGCGUCAGAGGUUCCGUCCGCGCGUGCGCGUGGAGCCGCGGGAGGCUUCGCUCCAAUGUUCUACCUCGUCUUCUCCGAGCGAUGAUGACGUGGACCUGGAGCUGGAAGAGCACGUGAUGAAGUGGCACUGUCUUCACGGUCCCUCGAGGGUGCUCUUCACCAUCAAGGAGGAAGAGAGAGAAGAGGUCGAGUCCGAUAACGGUAACGGUAACGUUUCGUCCGUGGAGUGUACUAAAAAGGCGUGGGUGAGUGAGCGCGUGGCGGUGGAGGAGGUUGCAGUCGCGGUAGAAGAGUUGUUGGACGAGACGACACUUUUUUCAACGCCGUGUGCUUCACCUCCGUACUACACACCCUACGCUUCGCCGAUUCGCGAGGAGUGUCGUAAAGAUGUAAACGACGGCAAUGGAUGA
Sphenostylis stenocarpa is the source of this 663-nucleotide messenger RNA. Lineage: Eukaryota; Viridiplantae; Streptophyta; Magnoliopsida; Fabales; Fabaceae. The record is from the annotation of a GenBank genome assembly.